Molecule: messenger RNA, 3551 nt
Organism: Sciurus carolinensis (gray squirrel)
Lineage: Eukaryota; Metazoa; Chordata; Mammalia; Rodentia; Sciuridae
Gene: Tpp1
Product: tripeptidyl peptidase 1
Exons: 12
Coding region: 88-1827 (579 amino acids)
Biological process (GO): central nervous system development; proteolysis
Molecular function (GO): tripeptidyl-peptidase activity; serine-type endopeptidase activity
Source: RefSeq, a predicted model, not a curated record
CAGAUCUGCAGAAAGGCAGAAUGGGACUCAGAGCCUGGUGAGAAAUUAGGGGGCCCCGGGUGAAGGGGAUCAUGUUGGAAAGAGUACAUGCUGGAGAGUGGGAACAUAAUGACAGUUCAGCUACCACUAAAACCCACCUGCCGUCCCUGCAGCCUUCUAGGGCUCCUUGCCCUCAUCAUCGCCAGCGAAUGUCAUUACACCCCAGAGCCUGACCAACGGAGGACGUUACCCCCAGGCUGGGUGUCCCUGGGCCGUGUGGACUCCGAGGAAGAGCUGAGUCUCACCUUUGCCCUGAGACAGCAGAACCUGGAGAGACUCUCGGAGUUGGUGCAGGCUGUGUCGGACCCUGGCUCUCCUCGCUAUGGAAAAUAUCUAACCAUAGAGGAUGUGGCUGAGCUGGUCCGGCCAUCACCACUUACCCUCCACACAGUCCAAAAAUGGCUUUGGGCAGCUGGAGCCCGGAACUGCAAUUCAGUGACUACGCAGGACUUUCUGACUUGCUGGCUGAGCGUCCGACAGGCAGAGCUGCUGCUCCCUGGGGCUGAAUUUCAUCGUUAUGUGGGGGGACCAGCAAAGAUCCAUGUUGUAAGGUCCCUACGUCCCUAUCAGCUCCCUCAGGCCUUGGCCCCUCAUGUGGAUUUUGUGGGGGGACUACACCGCUUUCCCCCCACAUCAUCCCUGAGGCAACGCCCCAAGCCACAAGUGGCAGGAACUGUUGGCCUGCACUUUGGAGUGACUCCAUCUGUGCUUCGAGAGCGAUACAACCUGACAGCACGAGACGUGGGCUCUGGCACCACCAACAACAGCCAGGCCUGUGCCCAGUUCCUGGAGCAGUACUUCCAUGACUCAGACCUUGCUGAGUUCAUGCGCCUCUUCGGUGGCAACUUUGCACACCAGGCAUCAGUAGCCAGAGUGGUCGGCAAACAGGGCCGGGGCCGGGCAGGGAUUGAGGCCAGUCUGGAUGUGCAAUACCUGAUGAGUGCUGGUGCCAACAUCUCCACAUGGGUCUACAGUAGCCCUGGACGGCAUGAGGCACAGGAACCCUUUCUGCAGUGGCUCCUCCUGCUCAGUAAUGAGUCAUCUCUGCCACAUGUGCAUACUGUGAGUUAUGGCGAUGAUGAAGAUUCCCUCAGCAGUGCCUACAUCCAGAGGGUCAACACCGAGCUCAUGAAGGCUGCCACUCGGGGUCUUACCCUGCUCUUUGCCUCAGGUGACAGUGGUGCUGGGUGUUGGUCUGUCUCUGGAAGACACCAGUUCCGUCCUAGUUUCCCAGCCUCCAGCCCCUAUGUCACCACAGUAGGAGGCACUUCCUUCCAGAAUCCUUUCCUUGUCACAAAUGAGGUAGUUGACUAUAUCAGUGGUGGCGGCUUCAGCAACGUGUUCCCCAGGCCUUCAUACCAGGAGGAAGCUGUAGUCCAGUUCCUGAACUCUAGCCCCCACCUGCCACCAUCCAGUUACUUCAAUGCUAGUGGCCGUGCCUAUCCAGAUGUUGCUGCACUUUCCGAUGGCUACUGGGUGGUCAGCAACAGUGUACCUAUUCCAUGGGUUUCUGGAACCUCGGCCUCUACUCCAGUGUUUGGGGGAGUCCUGUCCUUGAUAAAUGAACACAGAAUCCUCAGUGGUCACCCCCCUCUUGGCUUUCUCAACCCAAGGCUCUAUCAGCAGCAUGGAGCAGGACUCUUUGAUGUCACCCAUGGCUGCCAUGAGUCCUGUCUGAAUGAAGAGGUGGAAGGUCAGGGUUUCUGCUCCGGCCCUGGAUGGGAUCCUGUGACAGGCUGGGGAACACCCAACUUUCCAGCUCUGCUGAAGAUACUACUCAACCCUUGAUCUUUUCCUGCUAGGACAGCUGACUUAUCCUCUGCCCUAUGAUGGUGAAUCAGUCCCUUAGUCUGCCCUGCUGAAUCCUCAACAACUGCAGACAGCUCAUCUCCCUAACUCUGAGAUGCUGUGUGAGCUUGGCUUGACUCCCAACCCUACCCUGCACCCUCACACUCAGGUCUCUUUACUCUUGCCUUGAGUUCCUCAGCAAGAUGAUAUAACCACAAAUUUUUGUCUGCCCUUCCCUCCACCUCUUCCUAUUUUCAACCAGAGAUUUGAAAACAGGGUGAGGACGUGAUCUGUUAUUACUGGUUACAGAAGGCUCAGAUCUGAUGCCCACCACCUCUCUACUAUUUCAUGUCAUGUUUGCGCUUCAAUUUACUACAAUAAGACCUCUGCUCUCACUGUUUAUUCUUUCCUCCCCUGAUGCUAAGAAAUAAUGGCCUACUUGCUGCUUCAUCCAGUGCAUACUUAACUUCUCUUACCAUGCCUGUCUUCAUCCUUCACAGUUUCACCUUCUCUGCUUCCUCAUGGAAUGCUGGUGUUCUUCGUUGCUCCAUUCUUAGUCUUUGGCUCUUAUCAUUUUACUCAUGGUCCCCUGGAACACAUUACUAGUAUCUAUAGCCAUCACCAUCUCACUAAAUAAGAUUUUCUAUCCAGUAGAGAUUGCUACUCAAAUGUGAGAUAUGUAAUACUCAACAGUUCAUCUCCUUUUCACCCCAAAUUAUUCUAUCUUUUGUUUCUUCUUGGUAAAUACUAUAUUUUUUCAAUCAGGCCAGAAAUCCAUGUCCCUUGACUCUCAUUUUCUUCACCCCCCACUACCUUAAGUCAACAAGUUCUACUGAUAGUACCUCUUAAAAAUAUCUGUAUCAAUGCAAAAGUCCUUCCAAUUAUAUUUCCUAAGAACAUCUGAACUUACCUCUCCUCCAUCCCCAUCUCUCUCCAUCCCCAUUGCUACUGUACUAGCUUGAAACCAUAUUCUCUCUCUUUAAAUUAUAGAAAAACCCUUGCAAAAAAUAGUGUCCUUACUUUUGUCCAUCCUAUUCCACCUCGGGAGUCAAAUACAAAUCCCAUGAAGCCAUUUACCUGACAGAAACUCUUUGAAGAUUACCGAAUGAGGUUCACGUUUUUUAUCACAACUCAAAAAACUUAUUUUCUGUUUGAUCCUGAGUAGCAAAUAAUUUUUCCUCUACCUGCCUGCCCCAAGGCCCCCUAGCUCAAGCUCUCCAGUGCCCUGAACACCAACCCCUGAUACAAUUGCCUCCAUGGUUUACAGGAUUCUUUCAAGACUCAGCUCUGAAAUCACUUUCUGAUUCUCUGAGGCUAGGCGAUUUUGGUAUGGCAGAAAAAUCCAGAUUUUCAAAACCAAACCUGGUUGAAUCUUGGUUUUGUAGGAGAGAAAUUUGGCUAAGUAAAUUUAUCUCUAAGACCGUUUCCUCAUGUAAGUGGGGAUAUCACUACCUGCCUUUCAUAAUCAGGGAAUAAAAUCAAGUGGAAUCACGUUAAUAGAGUGCCUGGAAGUGGGUAGCAGAUAUUCUCUUCCUCCCUUGCACUGCACACCCUGUGCCUACCUCUAGCAUUGUAACUACCGCAGAGUAUUGAAAUUGCCAGUGUGUUAGCCUCCAAGACCGUUGGUGCCUAGAGGACUAGAAUCUUGUCCUAUUUAACUUUGUACUUCCAUGUCGUAGCUCAGGAGUUGACAAGCAAGAAUUAAAUAAAUGUUGUUGACAACC